GCAUAAGUGUUUAAAUGCAUAAGUGUGUGUGUGUGUACAAAAUGUAACAAUUUCAUUUCAUUUCUUAAUGUGGCUUGGGUCAUUACUAAACCUUCAGAAUAUACCCCUUCCUCUCUCUCAGCAUCCUCCACUCCAUCUCCUCCUUCUCCUCCUCCUCCUCCUCCUCUGUUACUACCAUUCCUCCUUAUUGUCCUCCCCACAAUACUACCUCACUCCUCACCACUCCUUCUUUCCUUCCCUUGUCCUUCUACUACUUGCUACAUACCUUUAGAGUACUCUUUUUAGCCCAGCCAAGUGGGAUCCCCUACAGCCCCUGACUCAGACAAUACCUUCCUCUCUCAACAAUGUCUCCUAAAACAAAUUGAAGUUUAAAUUGGCAGUGUCCUGCCCUGUCUGAACAUAAUGUCCAAAAUGCAUUUUGGCCACCCUGCUAAGCACUGUCGCUCCACAGCCCAAAUUGCUCUUUACUAUCAUAACCCUUUUGCUUUCAAAAAUGGAAGGCGACCUUGGACCUUUGGGGCUGGCACAGCCCUGUACUGAUCUCCCAGAUAUUGCUCAGUUUCUGAGUAUUUAUAUGUCAGAAGAAGAUAGUCUUGCACUACAGGAGGGGAAGCAGGUCACUUCUGGCGGUCAGGUGAUGCAACACAGUGUCUUCAGUGUUGGAGAGACAGUUCCAUCGCCUACAAGGGACAGUGAUUUCAGUAUUAUGUCCCUUGUAUCUCACAACCCAAAUAGUCAAAUGACUGAACCCCAGGUGUUUAAGGCCUACCCUAUGGCAGCCCCUUUGGCACAAGUUUCAAAUCGUGCUCCAGCGCAACCCAAGCCUCAGAUACCUACGAAACCCCAAGAGCAAGGACAGGGAAAGCGUCACGUUUGUGAGAUCUGCACUAAAUCCUUUUCUCGAUCUGAUAAGCUAACAUUACAUAGACGCACCCAUACUGGAGAAAAGCCAUAUGCCUGCUUUUGUGGGAAAAGAUUUGCAAGAAGUGAUCAUUUAAAAAUACAUGCCCUUAAGCAUAAAAUUAACCCAGAGGUUCGUCGUGCAAUGCUGCUUGAAGCAAAAAAUAACAAGCACUUUAGUCCAAUUAAAAAUUUAGAAGAUUUUGACAUAAAAAAGGAGACAGUAGAAUCAUCUCUGCAGGUUAAAACUGAAGUAAACUUGGCCAUUAAACAAGAAAUUGGGGAAGGAACAGACCAGGUUAAUAUACCUGUAUAUGAUGACCCUAAUAAACAAGAGUGUAAUGUUUGCCAAAAAGUUUUUGGAUCCAUUUACAAACUUUCUCGACAUUUGCGAACACACACAGGAGAGAAGCCAUAUGUCUGUUUUUGUGGUGACAGAUUUAGUCGCUCAGAUGUCCUUCGCAUUCAUCAAAAAUCUAAACAUAUUCCUUAUAGUACAGAGGGCUAUGAUCAGCAUACAGGUGAAGCAAUGGCCCAAGUGGCACCAAUAACACCAAAGCCCAAGGUCAAGAAGACCCCAAAGGUUAUGAAGUCUGAUGGGAUAUAUACAUGUGAAUAUUGUGCUAAGGAGUUUAAAGCUGGAUAUAAGCUCACAGUUCACUUAAGAUAUCAUACAGGAGAAAAGCCUUAUGUGUGUGACUUCUGUGGGAAGGCUUUUGCACGCAGAGACCAUAUGAAAAAGCACAGAAAAAUUCAUACAAAGUGAAAUAGCUGGGAAAGAUUGUUCAGAAUGCUUCGGAAUCCAUCAGAAGAACACGAUGCUGAUCUUUUAGCAAAACUGAAAGUCCAGAUAGCAUAAUCAGAGAUAUUUUUAUAGCUAAUUGAUAUACUAUACAAAACCAUUUCAAGUAGAAUAAUUGAUUGUCUUCUGCAUUAUCAGACUGUUUUACAACUGAUAAGUGGCAUCGCUAUGAAGACAUGAAUGUAACCUACUGAUUUUUAUGAAGGAAUGUAAGCUAAUAAUUUAUAUGCACAAUUAUUUAUAGAGUUCACCUCUGCUGGUUAUUAAAACAGGGUUACAGCUUAACUUUUAGCAUAAAUUAUAUAAGACUAAAGUAGAUCUCUUAAACAUAAGAUGGAGGGACAUUUUUGUAAGCUUGAUCUUACCUAUAUCAGUUGAAGAACUAUUGCUUUUUUUCAAGAUUUCAAAUAAUGGCUUAGGUGUCAUACAGUGUAGUUCACUUUUAUGUAUUUCUGGCCAUUUCCAUAAUCACUUUUUAACUUUUCAUGUAUAUCUUUUGUAACCAUGACUAUGAACUGGAACUUGUAAAAUGUAAAUUCCUUAUAUUUUGUACUUUUUUUUAAUGUAAAUGUUGUGAAUGAUUUUCUAAGUACUACUGUUAAAGUAUAUACCUGUUUUGGUACAAAUAACAAGAAAUGCAACAGUUUCGUAUUGAAAUUGUAACAUAUAUUCUACUCAUUUAUAAAUUGAUGUAAUUUUGCCCAGUUUUCUUCCCAGUGAAAGCAUUAAUAAAUAGUGUUAAGUUGAUAAGCCCCAGUAGUAUAUUUGGUUCUCUUAUUUUUGCUUCAAGUUUCUGAUCUAAAAUCACAUGAAAAUCCUAUUAUACAGGGUGGUUCAAAAGAAAUGUUACCCAGAUUACAUUAUAUAUUUGUUACACAUAUAUUAAGGCUGUACAUAUGCAUUUAGGACAUGAUAUACAGCAGUUCUUUUUAGUCUUAGAUAAAAAGUAAUCAUAAUAUGAAGAUCUGACAGUAAUGGAGUCUAUAUGUAUUAAGACAAAAGUCAAAGAAAUUCAUUAGGAAGACCAUAGUUUCCUUUGAUGUGUAAUGUGGUACCACUUGCAAGCACAUCCUUAAUAAGUCCAAUGAACUGUCAUUAUAUAUUGGUGUACAUAACCAUUCACUGUUGUCUUAAAGAAAAUGGGUUCACUGCAUGCCUUCCUUAAAGCACACCAUACUCUCAUUUUGGGGGUUGCAGGGUUUUUCCUUACAAUGGAUUUUCACUGCCCCACAUCUUAUUGACUUAAAUAGUUGCUAGGGUGGAACCAUGCCUUUUGUUAAUUAUGUUAACUACUACUACUUAAAGUUUUGGAACAGCAUUCAAUACUGGAAACCUAGCUGUUAUACAUAUUGAACUACAUAAACUCCUUUCAAUUUGUCAGUAAUUUUCUGUGCACUAGAAUAAGACAUUUAUGUGUUUAAUUUGGAAGCUAACAAACAUUCUCUGAUUUUUCUUCUAAUUGUAAUCUAUAAUUUUCACCUUUUUCAUUAGGCAACACAUGGUCAUCCACUUUGUUUUCUAUAAUGUUCAACUCCAAUUAUAUGAAAAUGGGCCACUGGGGAAGCUCAAAUCAUCAUCCUUGAAAUCAUCUUUUAAUUGUGCAUAAGGUAAUUUUCCCAAGGUAAUGUUUAGGAGUAAAGACUGCACUUAGUGAAAACACGAAGUAGUAGUUACUCCUUUGAUUGUGCAAGACAAAAGCUGGGAUAUCAACAUGUCAGCGGCAGCAUCUAUGCGAGGAAAAUCAAAUUGCAGCGUAUUUUCAAUUAUUUCAAAAUGGGUAAUGUUUUCUUUUUGAAUCACUCUUGCAGUCUCAGUCAUUUGGAAAUGAGCAAUUUCAAAUGAAGUAAGUGAACUCUGUGUAUGUAUGUAUGUAUUUGGUCUAUUACUUUUUAAUAUUAUUAUUCAGUUUCUUUUUUUUUUUUUUCUCUUAGUAAUGUGAUGAAGAUUGGAUCCUUUGGAAAAUAGUGAUAAAUCUUUUAAGGCAAGUAUUUUCUUGCAAAAGGAUUAUACAUCUUUGAAAUAUAUUUAUUUAGGCAGUCACCUAGCCAUUUUUGAAAUCAAGUCUCCCAGUUAUCUGAAAUGACAGGUGAAGUUAACUUAAAAUUUUGCUUCAGUUAUCCAGCUAUUACUAACCACCACUAACCUAAGCUUACUUUGGAGGAAUGUUAUUGUAUCCUUCAGAAUGGCCCUUAGGGAUGGACCAUAAUAAUGAUUUUCUUGAAGAGGAGGGUACACCAGAGGUCAGCAUAGGAAACAGUGCAGACAGGUCAUUGAAACUUUUUUUUCCCGUCUUCUUAUUUGAAGGGAUUAUAUCCUUUGAUAUUCUUGAGUUUGAAGAUUCCUUUAUGUAUAUUUGUCAUGUAAUGGGUGAACAUUACAGUGAACUUAGAUGAAUAUAGUGAAGCAUGAGAUGAAAAUGUAUAUUCAUAUCUUUAUUUAUAUAUGUAUAUAUACUUUUUUUUUUUUUUUACUUUGAAAGUCCAGCAGUGAAGUAUAACAAAAAAUAUUCUUUAUAAAAUACUAUUUCUACAUAGUACAAUUAUCACACAACUACACAUGGAAGUGUAAGAACUGGCAGAUUGUAGAGUAUAACAACUUAAUAUUGUCAUCUUUUCAUGGGUCUACAUAUAAUAAUGAAUUAUAUAGUUAAUGUUCCCAUUUGUGCCAUCUAUGCAGUGUUGAUCUCUCCCGAUGGGAGAAUGUUUGAUUUUUUUUCUUUUGGAAUAAAGAGAGAAAACUCUAAUAAACUGGUCAUUAUGGUAUGGAAUCUCCUUCUAGGAAAAUAGAAUCAUAUAUUAUUUUAAAACAUCAAUUCGGUAUAGAAGAAAACAUUUUAUUAAUGAAUUACAUGUUUAGAUUAAACAGUUCAAUAAGUUGGCAAGGGUCCAAUUAUUGUAUAUAAUAUACUGUAUUACAUUUCCUUGCAAAGCUUAUCAAAAGAUUCUGAUUUUAAAAAGAGCUUCCAAACUAAAGCUAAUGAAAUAAAUGUAGAUAUUUUAAUUGGUAAUUUAUUUAAAAUCAAGUAAAAACAUGUGGGAUAUUUACAUGUGGACUGAUACAAUUUUGUUUCUACAGUUAAAUGCAGUAAUAUCAGUUUGAUAAGCUUACUUUUGUAUACUUUGAAAAAAAAAACACUGUACAGUAUACACUGAUAACUGGCUUUCAAUAUAUUACAUGUAUUACCAUUUGUUGAGGAGUGCUAUACAUAUGGCUAGGUAAUAACUGAAAACUUUAUACCUUGUGGAUGCAAAGAUGACAAAUAAUUUUGAACCCAGUGUAUUGGGCAUAUUGUCCCUGUUAUUAUAAGAAUUGGCAUGACCUGUUGUUGCAGCAUUGUAAUGCCAGUAUUUGUUAACUGUUUCCAUCAAUAGUAAAAUGAUGAAAAGCUCAGAUAUUUGCUGUUGACCCAGUGAGCAAUAGCUAGUCAUAAGAAUACUCUUUAAAUAUAUACUCUAGUCAUAGCUGUACUCUAUUUGUAGUUAUGGAUAAAGAAUAGUGCCUUGCCUAGUUUUUCCCAUUUUUAUUUUUAUUUAUUUUUUAAUUAAAAUAUCAAUAUUGGUAAUUUUGUAAUGUGUACUAAGACAGUACAUGCUGAUAACUGGAUUUCCAUAAAAUAAAAGUUGGGAAAACUUGCAAGGUAUUAUUGCCUAUAGCAUGGUUGAUAUACUUGUAGAUAAUUUACCCAUGAAAUGGUACGAUUGAUAUACUCAGCAUUCCAGAGUUGCGUGGUACAAAACCAAAAGCAAUGCAUAUUUUUUAUUUUCCUGGGACUAGGGAUUAUGGAUAUUGUCUUCAUUUGGCAGAUUAUCUUGACAAAGUGGUAAUUCAAAUUAACAAAUAAAGAAAAAAAUAAAUGCUUAAUAAUCCCAUGAUCUUUAGUCAUUGAUCAAUACUGAAUUGUGCUUAGUAAGUUCUUGAUGCUGAGAUACACAGUAAUAGUUAUGCAUACAAUCAGAAAUAUGUACAUAAACCUCAGUUUCUUUUUAUUAAAAAUGUUGAUAUUGCUUAACAGUGGAUACACUGGUGGCUUCCAUGAGAGUGAAGUAUAUUGCCACAUCUUGUCUUGGGAGACUGACUGUAUGAUAUAUAAAUGCAAAGUUUGCAUUAGGAUAUUAUAUACAGGCAGUUGGAUUUACCUUGACAAGGGGAUAAUUUGUAUAAUUAUAAAUAUACUGUGUUUUCUCUCAAGGAAUCCUGUUGUAAUGCAAUGCAUUUUUUUUACUGUAUUUAGAAAAUCUAGUAAAAAAAAUGGUUAAUACAAUGUUUAUUGUAGGUUUAAAAAUAGGUUGUAUGGUUUGUAAGGGUACUGAUUUCCACUUUAUGUAGAAAUUUUGUAAUAUAUAGUGUUAAAGCAUUGACAGUUGCUUUGCAAUUCUGUUAAAAGACAGUUAUUAUAAAAGAUUUUGGUGCAUUAAAAAAAUUACUGCAAGGGUUGGUUUACAUAUCAAUUUACAUAAAAAAUGUAGAUCUAUACUGUUUCUUUACUAUCAGUACUUACAACCUGUUAGCUUCAUGCAGUUUCAUAAUUUAGUGAUUAUGCAGCUUGUAAUUUUAGGCCUAUGUGUAGAGGUUACUGUAAUAAGUUUGAUAUUUGUAUAGAAUGACAUUAAAUAAAAUGUUUUUUUUCCA
Molecule: messenger RNA, 6331 nt
Organism: Penaeus chinensis
Lineage: Eukaryota; Metazoa; Arthropoda; Malacostraca; Decapoda; Penaeidae
Product: zinc finger protein 883-like
Exons: 4
Coding region: 494-1666 (390 amino acids)
Biological process (GO): regulation of transcription by RNA polymerase II
Cellular component (GO): nucleus
Molecular function (GO): DNA-binding transcription activator activity, RNA polymerase II-specific; RNA polymerase II cis-regulatory region sequence-specific DNA binding
Source: RefSeq, a predicted model, not a curated record